Molecule: messenger RNA, 1909 nt
Organism: Puntigrus tetrazona (Sumatra barb)
Lineage: Eukaryota; Metazoa; Chordata; Actinopteri; Cypriniformes; Cyprinidae
Product: tripartite motif-containing protein 16-like
Exons: 6
Coding region: 77-1735 (552 amino acids)
Molecular function (GO): protein binding; zinc ion binding
Source: RefSeq, a predicted model, not a curated record
CCCAGAACCAGGAAACGGGAAUCUCGGGGAAAAGAGAAACUGAAGUGUGUUUGUUUCUCUGUAUUCGGGCAGUAAAAUGGCAGAAACCAGAUUUUCUCAGGAUGAGUUCAUAUGUCCAGUGUGUCUGGAGCUAUUCAAGGACCCAGUGACGAUUUCCUGUGGCCACAGUUACUGUAAGAGCUGUAUUGCAGGCCACUGGGAUCUGGAGGAUCGGUUCAGAGUCUACAGCUGUCCUCAGUGCAGACAGACCUUCGAUCCAAGACCUGCUUUAGGUAAAAACACCAUCCUGGCAGAAGUGGUGGAGAAAUUGAAGAAGACUAAUAUUCUUGCUGACUGUUACGCUGGAGCUGGAGAUGUGCAGUGUGACAUCUGUACUGGAAAAAAAUACAAAGCUGUCACGUCCUGUCUUGUGUGUCUGAGCUCUUACUGUCAAACCCAUCUUGAACAACAUGAGAGCUUCUUUAAAGAGAAGAAACACAAUUUAACUGAGGUCACCGGACGACUUCAGGAGAUGAUCUGCCGUGAACAUGACAAACAGCUGGACAUGUACUGUAUUACCGACCAACAAUGCAUUUGUGUACUGUGUACAAAAUAUGAGCAUAAAAACCACAACACUGAAUCUGCUGCAUCCCAGAGGACAAAGAAACAGAUGCAGGUGAAGGAGAUACAGAGAAGGUUUCAGCAAAGAAUCCAGCAGAGAGAGAAAGAUCUUCAGCAGCUGAGAGAGUCUGUGGAGUCUCAUAAGCGCUCAGCACAGACAGCAAUGGAGCACAGUGAGAGGAUCUUCACUGAGCUAAUCCUCUCCAUUGAAAAACGACGCUCUGAGCUGAUUCAGCAGAUGAGAGAUCGGGAAAAGUCUGAAGUGAGUCGAGCUGAAGAACGACUGAGGCAACUCAAGCAGGAGAUCAAUGAUCUGAGGAGGAGACAUGCUGAGCUCGACCAGCUUUCAAAAACACAGGAUCACAUCCUUUUCCUACAGAGCUUCCAGUCUCUGUCAGCACCUCCUGAAUCUACGAAUGUAAAUGACAACACCUUCAUUUCUCUAUUCUCUUUCGAUGGCGUGAGAGAAUCUGUCAGUCAGCUGAGACACAAACUGCAGGUUUUCUGCAAAGAAGAGCUCAAAAAGAUCUCGGACAGAGGUAAAUUCCUGUCCACACAGAUGUUCAGAUUCACCAACAUUGCUCCCAGGACCAGGACUGAGUUCCUCCAAUAUUCUCAUCACCUCACUCUGGAUACAAACACUGUGAAUAAAGGCCUCCACCUGUCUGUGAAGAACCGAACGAUUGAAUAUACUGUUGAAAAGCAGCCAUAUCCUGAUCAUCCAAACCGAUUUGAUUAUUAUCGUCAGGUGUUGUGUAGAGAGAGUGUGUGUGGACGCUGUUACUGGGAGAUUGAGUGGAUGGGAUAUGUGGAUAUAUCAGUGUCAUAUAAGAGCAUCGGCAGGAAGGGGCGGGGUGAUGAAAAUUGGUUUGGACGUAACGAUCAGUCCUGGAGUUUGUUCUGCUCUCCCUCCGGUUACUCAUUAAGACACAACAACAAAAAGACAGAUCUCCAUGUGAAGCCCAUCAGCAGUAGAAUAGGAGUGUAUGUGGAUGGGAGCGCAGGAACUCUGUCCUUCUACAGCGUCUCUGACACAAUGAGCCUCAUCCACACAGUCCAGACCACAUUCACUCAACCGCUUUAUCCUGGGUUUGGGGUUGAUUAUUAUGAAUCAUCUGUGAAGUUGUGUUGGUGAAUCAGAAAAAAAUGUAGAGAUGUUCUAGCCAUAAUAAUUUGAGCUGCGUGAAGAGUUCUUCUUAAAAUGUUAUACAAAAAGUGUUUCUUGAAAUUUUACUGUAAAACAUUCUCUGUAAGAUGUAAAUCUUUUGCAGUCACCCAUUAGUAAUUAAUACAAGAUACCUGUCAGUCA